AUGGGUUUCCUGGUACCAAGCAGCAACAGCAGGAGCGGCAGCAGAAACAAGCAGAAGGACGAGGUGCGGUAUGGCAGCAAGGCAGGCUCGGGUGGGUGGCCUUCCGUGCCCCUGUACCCAGUGGAACUCAUUUUACCGUCGUUUCCUCUUGAAUUAGGGAUGAGAACCAGCAUUGACAACAAGGGUGAAGCUAUAAAUCCCCCUGACAACAUUGACAACAAGGGUGAAGCUAUAAAUCCCCCUGACAACAUUGACAACAAGGGUAAAGCUAUAAAUCCCCCUGACAACAGUGACAACAAGGGUGAAGCUAUAAAUCCCCCUGACAACAGUGACAACAAGGGUGAAGCUAUAAAUCCCCCUGACAACAGUGACAACAAGGGUGAAGCUAUAAAUCCCCCUGACAACAGUGACAACAAGGGUGAAGCUAUAAAUCCCCCUGACAACAGUGACAACAAGGGUGAAGCUAUAAAUCCCCCUGACAACAGUGACAACAAGGGUGAAGCUAUAAAUCCCCCUGACAACAGUGACAACAAGGGUGAAGCUAUAAAUCCCCCUGACAACAGUGACAACAAGGGUGAAGCUAUAAAUCCCCCUGACAACAUUGACAACAACAGAAGCAUCAAUGCGUGGAUGUCAACAGUUAAAACAGCAGAUUCAGGCAGCAGCACCAGCAGUAGCAGCAGUAGCAGCAGCAAUAAGUAG
Messenger RNA from Homarus americanus (American lobster), 702 nucleotides. Its product is annotated as sporozoite surface protein 2-like. NCBI's taxonomy places the organism in Eukaryota, Metazoa, Arthropoda, Malacostraca, Decapoda, Nephropidae. The record is from RefSeq and is a predicted model, not a curated record. The transcript has 3 exons. Bases 1 to 702 code for a protein of 233 amino acids.